AUGCUUGUCGGAGUCUUCGACGGCCACGGUGAACAAGGGCAUGAGAUUUCAGCUUCCGUGUCCAUGCUGUUCGCUCGUUUCGCGGACACCUUGGCCAAGCUGGCAGAGGAUCAGACUGUGAAUCCCGAAGCAUCCGUGCCGCGCCACAUGGCCCACUUGUUCGCCGUGGCGCAAGAUGGUCUGGAGCGUGGAGGGCUUGCCGAAUGGUCAGGCACCACGGCGACGUUGGCGUUGAUCGACGCGGAGGCUGGCGUGGUCAUCUGCGCGUACGUGGGCGAUUCGCGAAUGGUCAUUUGCCACAACCAGAAGGUGCUGUUUGAAACUCUGGAUCAUGACAUUGACCACACUGCUGCGUGCCGCAUAGCCGCAGCUGGUGGCGAGGUGCGCCAGAUGCUCGUCUCUGGCAUAGAUGCGCGACGUGUCUUCCUCAAAGGUGCUGAUGUACCUGGUUUGGCUAUGUCCCGAGCACUUGGAGAUAUGCAGGCAAGUUUUUGUUCAGUCACCGUCGCCGUCAAGUUUUGUGGCAUGUGCAAUCUUUGGUGGCUGGCAGGGGCUCGUGCAAAGUUCCCCAAAGCAGUCUAG
Molecule: messenger RNA, 582 nt
Organism: Symbiodinium natans
Lineage: Eukaryota; Dinophyceae; Suessiales; Symbiodiniaceae
Source: the annotation of a GenBank genome assembly